Molecule: messenger RNA, 714 nt
Organism: Gigantopelta aegis
Lineage: Eukaryota; Metazoa; Mollusca; Gastropoda; Neomphalida; Peltospiridae
Product: prostasin-like
Exons: 6
Coding region: 1-714 (237 amino acids)
Biological process (GO): proteolysis
Molecular function (GO): serine-type endopeptidase activity
Source: RefSeq, a predicted model, not a curated record
AUGUGCGAGUUCCCGUGGAUGGUGUACCUCUUCCGUGACCCCAGCCCGUGCGGAGCCAGCAUCAUCGACAGCAGACACCUCGUCACCGCCGCUCACUGUGUUCACAACAUUAAGAAGAACCAGUUGAGGAUCGUGAUAGGCGAACACAGGCGAUCGGUCUGGGUGCAGUCGGCGGAAUACGAAGUUUACAACUAUAGAGUUUUUGUGCACCCCCAGUAUGUCCCGAAAUAUUACACCGAGACUGGAACAGCCAAUGACAUCGCUAUAAUAAAGUUAUCUCAGGAGAUAAACUGGUCCCGCUACAAAUGUCUCAAACCAAUCUGUCUACCCGAGAGCUGGCGUCGCUUCCGGUCCACCACGUGCACUGUGACAGGGUGGGGUAUCGUCAGCCCCGUGAUCAACUUUCUACGCCCACCCCUGGCUGACGUGUUACAGAAGGUCACAGUUGAUAUUGUCGAAGACAGAGUCUGCGCGAAUAUCUUUACACGAGAUUGGUUCAAGUCGACAAACUACUGUGCGGGUUACUUGCAAGGUGGACGAGAUUCGUGUGGGGGCGACUCGGGAGGCCCACUACAGUGUCGUGUGAACGGGAAAUGGAUUCUGGCAGGUCUCGUAUCCACGGGCUCAGGAUGUGGAGAACGAGGGAAAGCCGCCAUUUAUACAGACGUGGCCAAAUACAGAACAUUUAUUGAUCAAAUUCGACGUAUUUACUAA